Molecule: messenger RNA, 610 nt
Organism: Anoplophora glabripennis (Asian longhorned beetle)
Lineage: Eukaryota; Metazoa; Arthropoda; Insecta; Coleoptera; Cerambycidae
Product: transcription initiation factor TFIID subunit 5
Exons: 4
Coding region: 5-610 (201 amino acids)
Biological process (GO): transcription initiation at RNA polymerase II promoter
Cellular component (GO): transcription factor TFIID complex
Molecular function (GO): RNA polymerase II general transcription initiation factor activity; protein binding
Source: RefSeq, a predicted model, not a curated record
UAAAAUGAAAGUAUAUUAUGGUAUACCGAAAGUGCCUGAUAUACAAACUCUAGCUGCGCCUGUUGAAGAAGAGGAAGAAGUGGGUGAUCAAGACAAUCCAGAUAAACCAAAAAAAAAGAAAACAAAAAAGGACCCUUUGUUUUCAAAAAAAACAAAAUCGGAUCCUAAUGCACCUCCAAGUGAUAGAAUUCCAGUUCCUGAUUUGAAAGACAAUGAUAAAAUUGAAAAAGUAAAAGCGUUGAGAGAAGCAUCGAAAAGGAUAUCUUUGGGAUCGGAAUUAUUACCUUCCUGUUGUUGUUAUACACUUUUAAAUGCAAGUUAUUCAGUUUGUUGUGCUGAGAUUUCAGAGGACUCAAGUAUGCUUGCCGUAGGAUUUAAUGAUUCCAUUAUAAAAGUAUGGACAUUGGUACCCCAAAAACUAAAAGCAAUGAAAUCUGCAGAUCAACUUGAGGACGUUAAUAUAGAAGCUGAUGAUGUUCUGAUCCCAAACAUGCACACCCCGAGCCAAAACCAAGCGCGACCCGGAGCCGACGAGGACAAUUUUUCUGACACCCUUUCUGCGGAGCCAUGUCGGUUCCACCGCCAAAAGAAGGGGAGAUUGGUCGUCUAA